Molecule: messenger RNA, 1044 nt
Organism: Anisakis simplex (herring worm)
Lineage: Eukaryota; Metazoa; Nematoda; Chromadorea; Rhabditida; Anisakidae
Source: the annotation of a GenBank genome assembly
CCUGAUGAUUCGCUAAAGGCAUUUUCAAAUAUUCGGAGUCUGUUGUGGGAACGGGCUGUUAAAACGAAUGACGGUGAGAUAUUGGGUCCGAAACGAGGAAUCAAACGCGAGAAAUGUAACUCAAGCGUGGCUGAUGAGGCAUCUUCGUUGACAUCAACAACGUCAAGAAAUAAGCAGUCUUCUGGCAUUAAAGAUGUCAAGAAUGAACCGUCUUGUUCGGGUUUGCAGAGUGGCAACACCUCAGCAAAGGUUCCUUCCUCUGCAACACAACGUUCUCGUCGACCCAGCACAUCAGCCACUCAGGUGACGAAUACACGUAAAAGAGUAAUCAACGACCCAGGCAUCGCUCCAUCAGAUGGUUCAUCUAGCACUAAACGCUCAAAAACUGUGCCUACACCAGCAUCGCUCUCGCANCGAUCCACUCGUCCGAGGCGUUCCUCGGUGCUCACACCGAACACUUCAUCCGCAUUCAAGGGCUAUCGUUCCAGACCCGUUAUGAGUCCAUCGAAUGAACUCACAACCACUGACAAUAAUUCAUCAGCAGUCGACGAGUCAGCGAGUUCGGCUGCCGAAGAGUGUUCGUCGUGGUCUCGAAGGUCUGCAGCAAACAGUACGACGUAUUCAGUUCGUCAGCGUCGCACGACACGAUCAGCAUCGCGACCAUUCGCCUCACGACGGCGGUCCUCACGUCGUCGCGAACCUUUUAUUGAUACCGUCGAAAUAGGUCAAGAUUUUCAACAUGAUGACAUUAUCUGGGUUGAAGAUCAAGAGUCACGUACCGUUGGUCAUGUUAUUGAUAUUUGUUUGAAGGUAUUGCUGGAUUCUUAUCCAGUUGAUGAAAUGCUGGCAAAACGUCCAAGAACAGAUCCAGGACAGUAUAUUUUGGUGCAGCUAUUCGAUAAGCAUCAUACGUGGCGUUGGGUACCGCUAAAAUGUGUUUCACAUUGUGAUUUGUCGAAAGCAAAUUCAUUCACUUCAUCACACUCAUCCGCUAUGCAGUCUGCCAUCAACGAAGCACGCAAAUUUCGUGACGCUCGUCUUUGA